AUGGCGGACACCGCGCGGCGGUGCAGGACGUACUGCCGGUGGCUAGCGAUGAUCGUCGUCGCUUACAUGUCGUGGCGUCACCGCGCGGACAUCCUCGGCACGAUGCGCGACGCGGGAGUGCUCCCGAAGGCGUGGGUCGAGGAGAAAUCGUGA
This is a messenger RNA of Micromonas pusilla CCMP1545, 153 nucleotides long. RefSeq lists its product as uncharacterized. The coding region runs from base 1 to 153 and encodes 50 amino acids. The record is from RefSeq and is a predicted model, not a curated record. Lineage: Eukaryota; Viridiplantae; Chlorophyta; Mamiellophyceae; Mamiellales; Mamiellaceae. The transcript has a single exon.